CAACCUUUAUCCACACAACUAGAUUGUUAUUGUUGCUGUUGUAUUCAGAAGAAGUUCAAUUCAAUUCAUUGUGGGCAAAUAACACAAAAAUUGCAAAUGCAAAACAUUGGACACACUGGCUUGAUUGCACUUGACUUGGUGCUUGAAAUUGAAGUGAACAAAAACAGAGUGAAUUCUGGAAAUAUAAAAACUUCAUUUGAAGAAUAUGACUCCUGAACAUAUUGAAUCAGUGGUAGAUGCCACCAGUGAAGGCGAAACAUUUAACACAACUGUUCAACACAGUCGUGUAGAAUCAGAUGAUUUUGUGCCAGUUCUGUACAAACGUAGAUGGUUUGUUCUUGGUGGAUAUUGUCUGCUGAGUAUAUCUAGUCUUUCUGUUUGGUUUGCAUUUUCGUCGAUAAGUAACAUAACUAGAAAGUACUACAACAUUGACAUGCUUCAAGUCUCUUGGAUAGCCUCUGUAUUUUCGAUCAUACCUAUUGUAUUCAUGUUUCCAUCGAAUUACUUCUUGAAAAAGAAGGGUCUUGGUUUGACCAUCAUCCUGGCUGGUUUCUUGAACGCUUUUGGUAGCUGCAUUCGAUACAUCGGCGUGUCUUCAUCUUCGUAUGGCUAUCUUUUUUUGCUAGUCGGGAGUGUUUUCUGUGCAGUUUCCAUCUCUGCAUUUUUAUUUCUACCUGCAAAGAUAGCUGCUUUGUGGUUUGGGGAAAAGGAAAGAGCAACAGCAGUGUCAAUAGCGAUUUCAGCUGAUUCAGUAGGUUUGGCUCUGGGCUACUUUAUGCCAACAGCUAUGGUUAAAAACAGAUCUAACAUAUCAGAAAUUGGCGAUGAUCUUGCAAACUACUUGCUGGCUGUUGCAAUUUUAGCCACCUUGAGUUUUAUUUAUGUCACAAUCACUGUCAGAGACAAACCAAAAACAGCUCCAAGUUUCAGUGAAGCACAAAAGGAUGUACCAGCAAAGGAUGUUUUAGAAAUUAUAGAAGAAAACAAUCAUGCAGAGGAAUUGAUCAGUGGCAAUGAGCCUUUACCUCUCACGGAAAUACCUAGCAAUGCCCCAAUUAUUGUACAUCAAACUGAUAAUGAAUCUGUAUUCAAAAGACUUUUAAAGAACAUACACUUCCAAAAAAUUCUGCACUUGCAUGGUAUCAUAUUUGGCUUAGAAUCAGUUUAUCUCAUUGCUUUAAAUGAAAUGUUAAUUCCUCAAUUUCCAGGUCAUGAGUUUGAAGUUGGACUAAUGGGUGCUGUUAGUCUGUUGCUCAGUGUACCAAGCACUUAUGUCAUUGGGUUAUUAAUUGACAAAACAAGAGCAUACAAGAAGAUAACUAUAGGAACAACUUGUUUACUUACUAUCUUGACUUCCGUUCUUACUACUUUCUUCUAUCUUAGGUUAUCAUUUUACAGUUUAUUCUGUACUUACAUGAUGAUAGUGAUUGUCUUUGCUACAUAUUACACAACAGCCUUUGACCAUACUGCUGAACUUACAUAUCCUGUUUCUGAGGCACAUUCGGGAGUAGUUUUACUAUGGUUUGCCCAGCUUUACAGCUUGGUUUUUGGCCGGACUGCCAGUUACAUCCUAGUUCAUUCAGGUGCUAAUGUUUUAAUGAUUUUCAUUUUAAUCCUUAAUUCAUUCACAUUUGUUAUAUCUCUUUUUGUUAAAGAUAAAGGCCCAAGAGGUAUCUUAAAAGCUAUUGACAUUCAGGUUUAACAUCUCAACUAAUUGACAAAGAGGCUUUAUAAUUCCGAAUCAACAAAGAGAAAAAUUGAUCAUUGAAUCAUUGAAAGUUCUUCAGAAUAAAACUUGCUAAUACUUUAAUGCUGCCCAAUAAACUGCUUUGAAAUGCAUAAAUUAUCUCACAAAAUGUAUAAUGAAUAUGCUUUGGUGUAUAGAAAAAAAUAGUUCUAAGUUGCAACUGCACGUUUCACUUUUUAUGUGAUCAUCAGACAACUUUCAUCAGCAAACUGAGGCAAAAGAUGGCAAAAGUUUCAAUAAAAUUCUAUGUAGUGUUUGCCAAACAUUUUUAAAAAGUCUGAAAAGCAGCUCUGAGACCUUUACUGAUGUGUUCAUUUGUUUAAUGGUGGCUAUUAAAAUUAAAGCUUGGAUUGAAAUUUGAUGUUGACAUUUAAUGUCACAUUUUAGGUCUAUAUAUGUUCAGUAUGACUGAUUUGUUACUGAUUCCAACUGAGUUUUCUCAGUAUAAAUGAAAUACAUUUUAUAGAAAAUUGUGGUAUUGAAAUUCAUUAUGGUAGAAGAUUGACUAUUGUAAAACUCAUUCACUCAGUUGAAAAUGUUGUCAAUUAUUCUGUUGAGUUUUAUUCAAAUGUUAUCAAUUG
Molecule: messenger RNA, 2328 nt
Organism: Rhopilema esculentum
Lineage: Eukaryota; Metazoa; Cnidaria; Scyphozoa; Rhizostomeae; Rhizostomatidae
Product: choline/ethanolamine transporter flvcr2a
Biological process (GO): heme export; transmembrane transport
Cellular component (GO): membrane
Molecular function (GO): heme binding; heme transmembrane transporter activity
Source: RefSeq, a predicted model, not a curated record